Messenger RNA from Solanum tuberosum (potato), 1462 nucleotides. RefSeq lists its product as uncharacterized. Bases 155 to 1273 code for a protein of 372 amino acids. The record is from RefSeq and is a predicted model, not a curated record. The transcript has a single exon. NCBI's taxonomy places the organism in Eukaryota, Viridiplantae, Streptophyta, Magnoliopsida, Solanales, Solanaceae.
CAAGACAAAGAACAAUCAGAAGAGAUGCCAUGAAGUAACCCUUCCACCAAACACCAACCCUUUACCUUUAUCCCCUUCCACAUUUCCAUCUCCCUAACACCUUUUUCCCCUUCUAUGAUCAUAUUCAUCUUCCUCUCAAUGUAAUCACAUAGCCAUGGCUACUGUCUUUCGUCCCCUUUUCUCUAAUUUCCUCUCUCUUCUCUUCCUCUUGCUUCACCUCGGCUGCUUCAUCUCAUCCCAAAAUCACUCUUCAAAAAAACGAAAACUCUCUUCUAAUCGCGAUUCUUCACCCCCACCACCGUCUACUCGUCUCAAAUCCUCAACCACCAACGUUAUUUCCUCUUCAUGGUCUUACAUCAAACGUAUUUUCUCAUCCAAUAAACAAAAAAUCAUCAACACCCGAACUCACCAUAACCCUUCAAUUCAAUCUCCCUGUUCUUCAACAAGGUCCCUUCAAAAACCCAUUUCAUCAGAUGACCCAAUUAACCGCUCCGUUUCUCCAAUACCCGAAUCCGAAAUCACCUCCGAUCAAUUAUUCUUCUCAUUACGAAACGAUAUCUACCCAUGUACUCUAUGUGGCGAAGUAUUCCAAAGCCCCAUUCAUCUCGACCAACACCAAUCGAUUAAACAUGCAAUUUCGGAACUCACAGAUGGGGAUUCCGGUAACAAUAUAGUUCGGAUCAUUUUCCAAACGGGUUGGGUUGAUAAAGCGAAGAACCCGGUUAUCAAUCGGAUCCUUAAGAUCCACAACAGCAAACGGAUCCUAUCCCGGUUCGAAGAAUACAGAGAAUGCGUUAAGCUAAAAGCAAGCCGAAACGCCGUCGUUAAGAGAGACGAAAGGUGUAUAGCUGACGGCAAUGAAUUGUUGAGAUUCCACUGUACUACCUUCAUUUGUGAGCUAGGACAAAAUGGUAAUUCCAGCAUAUGUACUCAACAGUAUUGUAGUGUAUGUGGAAUUAUAAAAAGUGGAUUCUCACAUAAGAUGGACGGAAUUUCCAUGCAACCUACCAGUUGGAGGGGACACGUGUCGGUACCUGAGGAGAUUGAGGAGGAAUUCGGGUUUAUGAACGUGAAGCGUGCGAUGCUGGUGUGUCGGGUAAUUGCGGGUCGGGUCGGGUCUGAUCCGGAUUAUGUGGAUAAAGAGGAUUCCGGGUUUGAUUCGUUGGUGGGUAGGGAAAAUGGGUCUCAGAUGAGAUUGGAUGAAGAAGAUGAACUAUUGGUAUUUAAUUCAAGGGCUGUACUACCUUGUUUUGUUAUAGUGUAUACGGUAUGAUUAGUGAUAAUUAAUAUGCUGUGUGUUAAUUAUUCCAUAAGAAAUUUGGUGUUAAUUUUCAGUAUUACUACAACUUAAUAAUAGAAUAGUACUUAAUCUAGUGUGUGUGUGACUGAAUCUCAAUUUAGGUUCAAGUAAUUUUAUUGCAAUUGAGCAUGUUUGAGAGAGUUAAAUCGAGCUGAAGUUAUG